UCCAAUCGUUCCGGUGCCUUACCGCGGUCGGCCUCGGGGCAGGCCACCCUGCUUAGCCGCUAUCGCAGUCGUCGGACGUAGAGAAAACGAAAAAAAAAAAAACAGAUACAUCAAAAACCGUUCUACCAAAAUGACGGUUUUAUUGAUUUGGUGGGCGGUUAUCAACACAUACUACUUGAAAAGCGUGUCGUCUACGUGGCAGCCAAGUCCGAUGGAAGCCCCUAACUUCGCGGUGGAGCCGCCAAGUUUAAUUUACUUUUCAAACACCACGGGCACACUGCUAAGCUGCCAGGGACAAGGAAACCCUCAGCCGAAUGUCACGUGGCUAUAUUACAAUGACAAAAUUGCCACCGACGUGCCGGGGCUCAGGGAAAUCCAACCGAACGGGAAUUUGUACUUCCCUCCGUUUCCGGUCCAAUCGUAUACGGCGGAUAUACACGCGGCCACUUACAAAUGUGCCCUGGAAAACCCAAUCGGGAGAAUCGUCUCACGGGAAUCCAGGAUUAAAGCCAUCAUGGCAAAAACACUGGAAAUAAGUAUUCAAAACGCAGUGGUGCUCAAAGGGAACGUAGCCAUGUUUAAAUGUCAAUCCCCAGAGUUGACCAGUGAGCAUUUAACGAAAACGUGGUUUAAAACGGACGAGUCCAGAGGCGAACCAGGUCAGACGAUUCCUAUACAUAUGGGUGGUCGUUACGUGAUCGCGUCGGACGGUACACUGCUAGUGCACGACGUGGUACCAGAGGACACGUUCGACAGGUACUUUUGUCAAGUAGUCAACAAGUACACUGGCGACCAGUUGGUAAGUCAAACCGCCAAAAUUGUGGUAAAACAACCCACUGAAGAUGUACCGCCGACCAUUAAAUACCACACGGGCCACGUCCACGCCAAUGUCAAUCAAGCAGCCGAUUUGAUAUGCUUGGCCGAGGGUUACCCUGCUCCGACGUACAAGUGGUUCCGGAGCAGCAAAGAAAACGCCCAAGAAGUUCCCAUCGAAUCGUUAACUGUACAUCCGUACCAAUCGCUAUUGCAUAUCGUUCGAGUUCCAAUGGCCGAAUCGGUUACGACGUACGAAUGCGUUGUGUCUAGUAAACUGGGCCAAGACCAACGAAAAGUUGCCUUGUCGGCCAAUUUACCGUUUGCCGUCAGCACGUAUCCUCUGAAACAAGUAGUGGACUCGGGUUCGACCGCAAUUUUCAAUUGCACUACACAAGGGACGUCUGUUCAACCUUUGUUUUCGUGGCUAAAAGACGGUGCGCCCAUUAAGGGUUUUGGCCGGCAUGAGAUUUCCCAGAAAGGAAAUCACUUGGUCAUACGGAACGUGAUGAAGGAAGACAAAGGAAUAUACCAGUGUCUUGCCAGAGAUCCCGGUACAGACGAAACUGCACAAGCCAGCACUUUGCUCACACUCGGAGCUGUCUCGCCCGAAUUAUUGGAAACGUUCUCCGACCAGAUAAUUCGGCUCAGUGGAUUUCUGUCGCUAAGGUGUACAGCUUCAGGCAAUCCACCGCCGAGAAUUUACUGGUAUCUUGACGGUGGACUUUUAUUACCCCAAGGGGAUUAUGUCUUCGGAAGUUACAUGCACAUCGACGGGCACGUUGUAAGCUAUUUAAACGUAUCGAUUGCUGAUGUUUUACACGGAGGAUAUUAUACUUGCUUAGCACGGAACAUUCUAGGAUUUAAAUCGCAUUCGUCCAUGAUUAAAAUCUACGGCGAUCCAGUUGCAAGGUCACCUUUAAACUUAACCGUACGAUCGGAAGAUGAUGCGUACUUGCAAUGUCCCGUUGCUGGUUAUCCGAUAGUGAGGACUGCUUGGCAAAAAGAUAUGGUGUCAAUUCCAAAUCAUUCCAGGCAUAUAUUGUUUGACAACGGCACGCUCCUGGUGCGUUCUACUCAAGAUAUAACCGAUUCCGGGCAUUAUGUGUGCACGAAAAUCAACGAAAAGGGUCAAUCGGCCACGGGAAAUCUUUACUUGAGAAUCAUGAAGCCACCAGUCGUUACGCCAUUUCAGUUUACAAAAGACUUGCAAGAAAGCGAAAGAGCCCAAGUGUCUUGCACCAUUAAAUCAGGAGAUCUCCCCAUGGAGUUUGUUUGGCGAAAAGACAACAGAGUACUAACAACGGAUAAUGAAAUUGAGCUGCAAAAUUUUAAGUUUUCAAGCACUCUUCUUUUCAGCAAUUUAAAACCGCAUCACGCCGGAGUGUACACUUGCAUUGUUAGUAACUCUGUAGCCAGCAGCAACUACUCGGCUCUCCUCAACAUCAAAGUUCCGCCGAGAUGGGUAAUCGAACCAGAAGACACGUCAGUUCUAGACAAUCAACUCACAGUGAUCAAUUGUCAAGCCGAAGGUUACCCGGAGCCAAGAAUAACAUGGACUAGAGCUUCCGAUAAUCAAGUAUUGCAGUCGUACAACAUGUUUUCCGAAACUACACUAACGGUAUUAGGAAAUGGUUCAUUAACCAUAGGCCUUACAACGCAAAAAUAUGAAGACAAUUACACGUGUACUGCGGAUAACGGAAUCGGAAGUCAAAUAAUGAAAACGGUUUCUUUAAAAGUUCAUAUUCCGGCUCAUUUUAAAGAAAAGAUCAUCAACCUGAGUGGCGUCGCCGGAAGCAGAGUGACAUUGGCAUGCCAGGCGGAAGGCUCGAAACCUCUAAACGUCGAAUGGAACCCUUCUGUUGAAAACGUUGUUACCAAAGAAACGGAAAAAGGAAUAAUAUCAGAACUCCAUUUAAAUUCAUUAUACAGCAGUCAAACGGGCGUGUAUGCGUGUAUGGCGACCAACUCCUAUGGCUAUGAUCGCAUGACCAUCAAUUUAGUAGUCAGAGAGCCGCCUGAAUCUCCAGGGCAACUAGACGUGGUAGAAGUGGGGGCAAGAUGGAUAGAGCUUCGAUGGGAGCCAGCGAGAAUGCACGUGACACACUAUAUACUUCAGAUGUGCACUAACACGUGUAGAGACUGGUCCAACUAUACAGUCAGUGGAAGUUUGUCCUACAUGAAAAUUUCGUUUUUAAAACCCGCCACGGUGUAUACCGCACGGGUCGUGUCCGUCAACGACUUCGGUGCCAGCGAUCCGAGUCAAAAUAGUACCGUGUCCACCUUGGAAGACAUGCCCAGUGCGCCUCCAGACAACGUGGAAGCUGUGAACGUCGAAAAGAACCAAAUUACAAUCCGAUGGAGUCCGCCGGACAAAGACACGUGGAACGGACAAAUUAUCGGCUACAAAGUCAACUACGUGGACGCAAAUGAAGUAUCCGAAAUUAACUCUAAGACUACGUUGGGUUUCGAUAAAUGCGAAUUUAAAAUUACAAAUCUUAAGCCGUUCACGUCGUACAGGAUAUCCGUGAAGCCGUUUAACAGAGUUGGAGCCGGACCAGAUUCAGAUUUCAUACGAAUCACUACUUUAGAAGGAGUGCCAAGUGAAUCUCCUCAGAACAUUCAGUGUUCACCUCUAACGACGGAAUCAUUGAGACUGAGUUGGAUCCCUCCACCAGUUCAAAGUCAUCACGGCACUAUUGUGGGCUACAAAAUUAACUAUAAAAAAAUAAACCAAAAAUCAGGUUCGUUUGUUCCAAACGAAAUAAAAAAGACGACCAAUCUAGAAACAAAUCUUCACGGUUUGGAAAAAUACACCAACUACAGUGUAAGAGUCUUAGCUUAUAACAAGGUCGGCGAUGGCGUGCAAUCCAGUCCUGUUUAUUGUGUAACCGAACAAGACGUCCCUGGGCCGCCAGACAAUGUGAAAGCUCUUACUGUAACGUCAAGCAGUAUUCUUGUUUCGUGGACACAACCAAAACGACCGAACGGCAUAAUUACAAAAUAUAUUGUACACGUGAAACACAAUAAAAUAGUGGAAAAAGAAAUAGUUUUUGGAGACAAGAACACAAAAGUAGAAAUCCGUCGAUUGAAAGAGUUCCAGCGCUACGAAUUUUGGGUAACCGCUACGACGGUAGUGGGCGAAGGACAGCCAAGUUUCCGUGUGAACCAAAGUCCAAAUUCCAGAGCUCCAGCCAGAGUGGCGUCGUUUGGUGAACGCGUCAACAUCGUGGUCGGAUCAAAGAUUGCGAUCGAAUGCUUUACGGUGGGCAUGCCGACUCCGAUUGUCAAGUGGAAACAACCGGAAGGAGCCGAAACAGAGAUUUCAGACGACGGCAGUCUGUCGAUUGGACCUGUGGACGACAGUUCAUACGAGGGAAAUUACACGUGUCACGUGGAAAAUAUAUUCGGAAGGGAUCAAAUAUCGUACACGGUAAACGUGCUCUAUCCGCCGCAACCGCCGGAAUUUCUUGUGGAUUCCGUUUCGACAGACGUUCUCCUGGUGCAAUGGAAACCCGUCAAACAGUCUGGCGCCGAGACCACUGCAUAUAUACUAUUUUACCAGACAGAUGCCGGUGGUCCCCAAAGGAUGGACAUAGAUUCUGACCGGUUUACGUGCAGUGUAAACCAGUUGAAAUGCGGAACUAAGUACAGCGUGUCAAUGCAAACCGUCAACACGGUCGGCGCCAGUAAGAUCAGCCGCGUCGAAGAAGUAUUCACUAAAGGCGGAGUUCCAAAGGUCCCGGAAGAAAAUGCCGUGCUUGCCAUUAAUUCGACCAGUGUGACGUUCACGUUCAGCACAUGGCCCGUUAAUCUGUGUGCCAUACAUUCAUUUACAUGCAAGUACGCCGAAAUCAACUACGAAAACCCCGAAAAAGGUGUUUGGAUAACGUUUACCAAACAAAAAUUGAUCAGCGAUACGUUCACCAUCAGCCACUUACAGCCAGCCACUGUGUAUGAAAUCCAGAUGAUCGUUCACACAGAUGCCGGCGACACGAUAUGGCAGCAUACGCUUGCUACCAGAACAUUAUCUGGAGGCAUAGUUCCGGUCCCAAUCAACAAUAACGGAAUCGUUCAAAGCUUCGCUCAGUUUCACAAAUAUGUACCGGCUGCUUCGGGGCUUGUUUGUAUUCUGUCAUUUUGUGUCUGCAUCUUCGUGGUGAUCCAAAAAAGGAAAAAAGAACCUCAGUAUUCCAGAGGCAGUGCGAUCGAGAGGAAGUCUAGUUACGAAUCGGACAGGCCGGUGGAAUUCGCCUCGUCCACGUUGAGGAAAAGACAACAGUCGAUGGAAAAAUGCAUGAGCACCGACGAAAAAAACAUCAACUAUGACGUAUGUCCGUACGCCACUUUCAGUGUGAUGCAAACGGCUUCGUCUUCGUCCUGCAGGACUCCCACACACCCCAGGGCUUUGAGCCAGAGCGAUUGUUACGAGACACCGGAUCACGCCAAAAUACACGGGCUCUUCGACAAAUCCUACGAAAUAUCUUACAUAUCCAACCAGCAAACGCUGCCGAUGACUGCUGCCAAGCCGUCCAGAAAGAUGACCAUGACACCGGUGCACUUCGUGACGGACGUGGACGACGAACGGUGCAACAAAACGACAGCGUCGAGAAAACAAAGCUCAGAUUCGAGAAUGCGGAGGAACUACAACUAAACGACAACGGGAGGAACACAGAAGAAACUUUGGAGACAUUUUUUUAAACUAUGGUUUACCUAUAUACAUAUAUAAAUAUUUCAACAUAUUAUUAUCAGUAAAAUAAAUAUAAAUUAUAUUAUU
Messenger RNA from Adelges cooleyi (spruce gall adelgid), 5590 nucleotides. Its product is annotated as cell adhesion molecule Dscam2-like. The record is from RefSeq and is a predicted model, not a curated record. Gene Ontology annotation, cellular component: axon; plasma membrane. Gene Ontology annotation, biological process: axon guidance; cell-cell adhesion. The coding region runs from base 131 to 5467 and encodes 1778 amino acids. Lineage: Eukaryota; Metazoa; Arthropoda; Insecta; Hemiptera; Adelgidae. The transcript is spliced from 28 exons. Gene Ontology annotation, molecular function: protein binding.